Molecule: messenger RNA, 949 nt
Organism: Neohortaea acidophila
Lineage: Eukaryota; Fungi; Ascomycota; Dothideomycetes; Mycosphaerellales; Teratosphaeriaceae
Product: ChaC-like protein
Exons: 4
Coding region: 184-816 (210 amino acids)
Biological process (GO): glutathione catabolic process
Cellular component (GO): cytoplasm
Molecular function (GO): glutathione specific gamma-glutamylcyclotransferase activity; gamma-glutamylcyclotransferase activity
Source: RefSeq, a predicted model, not a curated record
AUUGAAAGCUUGUUCAUCCUCCCGCCAACUUCUUUCGAACUGCAUGUCGAGCAGGCGUCUUUGGAGAUUUUACCAUUAGUAUUUUGAUUUUGCGCAUCUUUUCCAUACCAUGUCGGAGGAGGACCAGGUUGAGGAUCUGUGGCUGUUUGGCUAUGGGUGAGUGGUGAUGCUUUUUCCGCGGCGAUGCAGACCAGCCAUAAUGACUGGGAUUUGCACAGGUCGUUGAUAUGGAAGCCUCCGCCGCUCUAUGAUCUACGGGUUCCCGGGUACAUUGAGGGAUACGUCCGGCGCUUCUGGCAGGCUAGCCAGGACCAUCGCGGCACAGUCGAAGCCCCCGGGCGUGUAGCCACUCUCAUCGACCGCAAGCUCUGGGAAACCCUGACCGACCAGCACGCCUCCGCACCGCCACGCGUCUGGGGAGCAGCAUACCGCAUCCCCUCCAAGCACGUCGCAGAAGCCACCGAGCUCCUCAACAUCCGCGAAAUCAACGGGUACAGCAUACACUACACGCCCUUCAAGCAAGACAUGUCAGCGACAUACCAAACGGUUCACGCAGCCGACACGCCCAACGGGGCGCCGCGCCAGAUCCGCUGUCUGGUGUACAUUGGCUUGCCGGACAAUCCGCAGUUCAUGGGCCCGCAGGAGCCGCAGGGGCUGGCGGAGCAUAUUGUGCGCAGCCGCGGGCCGAGCGGGGAGAAUGUCGACUACCUGUACGAACUGGAGACGGCGCUGAAUGCGUUGAGUGCGGAGAGCGGGGACGAGCAUAUUACUGAUUUGGCGCGGCGGUGUCGGGAGAUUCAGGCAAGAGGGAAGUGAGGGCGGCAUGGGUAUGCUGUGUGAGGAUGGUGCGAGGAUGGAUGGAGAAGGAUAGACGGCAUUACAUUGGAUAGAGACGACAUUAGUUAGACUGGCUGCUUGUGGUGCGGUGCCUGGAUACAAUACACAUGCA